GCCCAACACUAAACUAAAAACCCAGACUUCGACCCUCACGUGAGACCAGGAAACAGCGCAGCCGCGUCUCCGGGUUUAGUCGGCAGUUGAUGAGCUCCGGUCGAUUCCUUUGAUAUCCUGCAUUUCCCAAGAGCUGCCCAUUGAUGGCUCUUCGCUGAUCUCGAACGGAACCUGAAGUACUUGUUUGACGGAAUCUCGGGUGUCGUGGUAGCGAGUUCUUGCUUGGGUGCUCGCGGUAUAAAUAUUCAAUCACUAUCAAUCACUGCGUACUAGCAGCAUUACAAAUAUGAGCGACGCCAAGUUCUUCGCCAAAGGAAAAGCCGCCGAGCUCCGGGUCGAGCUCAAAUCCGACAAAAAGGACAAGAACUUUGCGAGGCGCAAGACGACUCUCAAACGAAUUGUUGCCAAUAUGACGAUGAACAAUAAUGAAAUGAUUCAGCUGUUUCCUGACAUUUUGGAGUGCAUGAACGUCGACAGUUUAGAGAUUAAGAAAAUGUGCUUUCUGUAUCUGAUAAACUACGCCAGGGUCAAACCAGAUCUUGCAAACAAAGCUCUUUCAACACUCCUUUCUGACAUCAACGACCGAUCGCCCCUAAUCCGAGCUCUCGCGCUUCGCACCAUGUCCUGCGUUCCGCUCGGAACAUACGCGCGAGCCAUUGUCGAGCCCCUACAGGAUCUCCUGCGCGACUCAGAUCCAUAUGUCAGAAAGACUGCUGCGUUUGGCGUGGCAAAGCUAUGGGCGGCCGAUCCGAAUCUGGUAGAGAAGUCGGGCCUCAUCGAGAGCGUAAAUCAGCUGCUUGUAGACAGCAAUCCUACCGUUGUGUCUGCAGGUUUAGCAGCCCUGUCCGACAUUACUGAUAAGUCUGAUGGAAUGAAACUGGCGAUUGGAUAUCAAGAUGCGAGCAAACUCAUCAAGAUUCUACCCGACUGCAACGAAUGGUCCCAAACCUACAUCCUAACAGCUCUGAUGUCUUAUACUCCGCAAGAUACCGCCGAGGCGCUCUUGAUGGCCGAGCGAUUAUCUCCUCGACUCGCACACUCCAAUGCAUCUGUGAUCCUCGGAACCAUUCGGGUUAUGAUCUAUCUGACAAACUACAUCAGCGACGAUUCUGCCGUCGACAUGCUUGUCCGAAGAUUUGGCCCUCCCUUGGUCACCUUACUAUCGAAGCCCUACGAGAUCCAGUACGUCGCGCUCAGGAACUGUUUCUUGAUAUUGCAGCAGUACCCAUACAUUCUUCAGAACAACAUUAAAGUGUUUUUCUGCAAGUACAACGACCCGAUUUAUAUCAAAGUCUCCAAGCUCGAAAUCAUCUUCCUGCUCGCUUCGGAGGAGAACAUGCCUGAGAUCCUGCGUGAGCUGAGGGAGUACGCUUCUGAGAUUGACGUUCAGUUUGUCCGCAAGGCUGUGCGUGCGAUUGGAAAGCUGGCGAUCAAGAUCAAGGGCUCCGCGCGUGCUUGCAUCGAUACUCUGCUAGACCUUGUCGCUACGCGCGUAUCAUACAUCGUGCAGGAGGCGACGAUCGUCAUCAAGAAUAUUUUCCGGAAAUACCCCAACAAGUACGAGUCGAUCAUCACCGUCUUAUGCAAGAAUUUGGAUUCCCUCGAUGAGCCAGAAGCGAAGGCGGCGAUGAUUUGGAUCAUUGGUCAGUACGCAGACCGAAUCGAGAACUCUGACGAGAUCUUGGACGAUUUCCUGUUCACGUUCAAAGAAGAGACUAUCGAGGUGCAACUCGCUCUUUUGACUGCAACAGUCAAGCUAUUUGUGCAGCGGCCAGCCAAAGGUCAAGAGCUUGUGCUCCAGGUUCUGAAAUGGGCCACGGAGGAGACCGACAACCCGGACCUACGCGACCGUGGGUACAUGUAUUGGCGACUACUGUCUUCAUCAUCUGGCAACGCCGACCUCACGCGCCAGAUCGUGAUGGGCGAAAAGCCUGCGGUGACUGUUGAAAGCGACAAGCUAGAUGACAAGACUUUGGAAGAGUUGACGCUCAACAUCGGAUCUCUUGCAUCGAUCUAUAUGCGCCCGGUCAACCAGAUCUUCAAAGGCACCAAGGCCAAGCAGCUCGAGCAGUCGCCUGCGUUACGGCGGGCGUUUUCGGACGGUCCGGUGAUGACUCAGCAGAUGAAUGUCACGAGCUCGGCGGCGGAAGAUGGUGAGGAUGAUUUUGCGGAUACAGGGUAUAGAGGGCCGGAUGUGUUUGCCGCACGGGGAGAUCUGUUGUCUGAGGCAUGAGAGAGAUGCGAGAAUUCGAUAUUAUUACAUGUACAUGAUGUAUAUUUUAAACCCCGAUAUGUAUGACUAAAUGAGAAAUAGCAUUAUGAAUG
Myxozyma melibiosi is the source of this 2325-nucleotide messenger RNA. Its product is annotated as AP-2 complex subunit beta. Gene Ontology annotation, biological process: intracellular protein transport; vesicle-mediated transport. The record is from RefSeq and is a predicted model, not a curated record. Gene Ontology annotation, cellular component: membrane coat. Gene Ontology annotation, molecular function: clathrin binding. The transcript is spliced from 3 exons. Lineage: Eukaryota; Fungi; Ascomycota; Lipomycetes; Lipomycetales; Lipomycetaceae. The coding region runs from base 287 to 2233 and encodes 648 amino acids.